GAUUCAGUCUCAGUGCGCUGUUGUCGCUGCGUGCCCCCCAGCCCCACGGACCACGCCCCCCAGCCAGUCCGCCCACCAAACUGUCAGCCUGCCAAUCUGCCAGUCCGCCGACCUGCCAUCGGAAUGGAGCAGCUGUGCUACCUGGCGCUGAGCGUCCUUCUGGCCAUCAUCGUGGUCUACGGACUCCUGGAGCUCCACUACUUCCUGCGCAUGUGCCUCUGUGUUUUGCUCGCCCGGUUUGUGAAGAGGCGAUGCCACAUCCUGGACACCACCACGGUUAACGGUCUCUGCCUCACCAACGAUGUGGACACUUUGUUGUACCACAUGAACAACGCUCGCUACUUCCGCGAGCUGGACUUCGCCCGCGUGGACUUUUACGAACGGACCAACCUGUACCGCACCAUCACGGGAAUGGGCGGUUCCGUUUUCCAGGGGGCGGCCACCAUACGCUACCGUCGCUUCAUCCGCCCCUUUCACCGCUUUAACAUUAUUUCGCGGAUUAUUUACUGGGACGAGCAGUCACUCUUCAUGGAGCACCGCUUUGUGCGUCCAUCGGACAAGUUCGUGCACUGCAUCGCCAUCUGCCGGCAGCGGGUGAUCGACGUGUCCAUGGAGGCGGUGAUGUCGGAGCUACUGCCCAGGACCUCCUCCAACGGAUUCCGGGCGACGGUGCUGACCUCGCUGGCUGCUCCGUCGCCGGCAGCUGGUGGCAUAAGCAAUCCCGCGAUGGACACUUCGCUGGCGGAGAACGGACAUGGGACGACGAGCGGUGGAGCGGCGGGCACGGGUGCCACGGCCAGCGCGACCGCGGCGCACUGCUUGAAGCUGAAGCCCUCGCUGCCGCCGGAGUUGGCCAAGUGGAUCGAGUACAACGAUAUGUCGAGCAAGAAUCUACGCAGUGGCUGCUGACUGGAAUCGUUGGAGUCGCCGGAAGCGGAUGCGCAACCGGAAACGGAAACGCCCAUUAUUACAUGUUUUUUUUUUCUUGUCUCGCGUGCUUGUGUGUGUGAGUGUGCGUGCUAAAGUGUGCUAAUGUUUAAUGUCUAAGUGUGCACGUGAAAUGUUUGUAUUGUAAGCUAUGUAAGGGUCUGUAAAACAAAUAAGAAAAGCCCGCCCUCUUUUGGCCUUAACUAAUGUAUUGUAUAAUUACCCAGAGAUCAGACACGCCCCCCCGAAUAAUGAACUAGAAAUACAAACAAAACUCCUUGGUAGUCCACAGUGUGUAAGCUAUGAUGUACAAUGAUUGUUUAGUAAAUGAACAAACCUAAUGUGAAU
Drosophila melanogaster (fruit fly) is the source of this 1275-nucleotide messenger RNA. RefSeq lists its product as uncharacterized. NCBI's taxonomy places the organism in Eukaryota, Metazoa, Arthropoda, Insecta, Diptera, Drosophilidae. Bases 124 to 909 code for a protein of 261 amino acids. The transcript has 4 exons. The record is from RefSeq and is marked reviewed.